Molecule: messenger RNA, 1970 nt
Organism: Trachymyrmex cornetzi
Lineage: Eukaryota; Metazoa; Arthropoda; Insecta; Hymenoptera; Formicidae
Exons: 6
Coding region: 780-1907 (375 amino acids)
Source: RefSeq, a predicted model, not a curated record
GGGCUCGCGCGAGCUUCGACACCCGAUUAUCUCCGGAUCCGUGAUGCUACUCGCGGCUCCGUUCUCCAUUUGAUUUCACGCAAUAGAUCUGCGUACACCACUCGCGAGCAAGCGAGCGGCCGCCUCUCUCCUCUAUUUCCGUGUGUGGAGCGAACAUCGCGAGAACCGGCAGUCGAAUAACCUUAACGUCUGACGUAAACGGAUAAGCAUCUUUGAUAAUUAUUGCAAACUGUAUGUGCCUCUUUUAUAGACACUUAUUAUUUAUUUCAGGUCUUGAGGAUCUUCGAGAUGCAACGUUAAGAUCGUUAUCGAGCGUAUGCAUGAUAAAAUUCGUUUCGACAGGAAUAUCAAUGUUAAGCAGUGAAAGGGUUAAUAUCGCGCAACUAUCCGGGAAAACCUGCUCUUUUUCCUUACGGUGUUCCUAACGUGUCCAAUGCGACCAGCUGUCCAUGUCAAAUCCGGUGGUGCCAAGUGCCCCAUGACUCGUAGCGACGUCUCAAUUCCGCCACGGAGGUGGGAAAGCCACUUCCGCGCGAGUCAGCGAAAUUGAAAAUUGCCCGCUGCCAGCGUUACAGCGCCAUUAAGCUCGUUCUUGCUAUUCGUCCUGCCGUUCUAUGCUAUAUCCUCCCAGUUUCUUUUCCCGCAAUUGAGCAACCAAAGGACGCGGAUACGGAUUUCUUCUCUCCUCGCGUAUCGCGCAUGACAAAGGUCACUGCAAGAGAGACUCUUCUGUUGGGUUCACGAGGAGAUCCUUUGUGAAUCAAGAGUGGGAUAUAGCUAUGGAGGCCGUCGAAUGCGUCAGGAACAGUAUUGAAAAUAUGCAAAAAAGCGAGAAUUUCGGAGAAAUUCGUAGUUUAUCGCCCAUUGAAGAGGAAUCCGAAUCCAUGCUACGUUUCAAAGAAGCAUCUACUAAUUUCAUUGAACCAGAAAGAAAUAGUUAUCGAAUGAUAAGAUCUCCCUAUAAAGAUUAUCAAAGGAUAUUGAGAAAAUCGGAAGGGGAUAGCAGCUCCGGAGACGAUCAAAUGGAGCAGCAAGAUUAUGACCAGCCUAGAAGAGUCACAGGCGGAUAUUAUUGUUUCGAAUCAGAUACUUUCAAAGAGGCGGAAGCUUCCGGCGACAAUGAUGAGGCAGAAAUCGGUCUCCGUGACAAGUCCUUGAAGACCACCGUGGAACAGCUUAAGUACAGAUUGUCCCAAGCUGAGAGGGAGAUCGUCGCCCUGAAGAGGUACCAGAGUCCGCAGAAAUGCCAGAGUCACGGGAGAUGUGAAAUUCUUCAGAGAGAUCUGCUGACUUGGCAAGAUGAGCACGAAAAGAGGAUCUCCUCUCAAAUAGUCAGAUGGCAAUUGGCAGAAAGAAGAAGGAUACAUGACGAGAUGGAAAAUAUGAGGAAAGUAUACGAUAAUAUCGAACGACAUCUGGAAAUCUUGGAGAAGCGAAGUGCGAAAUCUUACUUUGAUUUUCAAAGACAAAUCGAUGCGUGGGAGAAGCGACUUAAAGAGGAUGUCAUUAGUUUACACGAAAGCAAUUUGAUCGAACUAUGGGAACAAUUUCGAGCAUGGUCUAAAAUGCAAAAUGCAAAAAAUUCGUUGGAAGUUCGAAAAGAGAAAAGUGAAGCGUACGACUGUGAAGAUACAACUGUAAAAAAUCGAGAUGACUCUAACAAACCAACUAAUUCCAAACUGACAGCAUCGUACGAGAACAACGCCAAGUUUCUGCGUAGAAUAGAACAUAUUGUUAAAGUUGAAGUCCAACGGCAUCGUGAUGAUUUAAUAAAACGAAUAGAUCGAAAGAUCGCAGAAUUUUGGUUAGCUUUCGAAAAUUUCAAGCAUAACUUCCAUCUAGAUCGCAAUUAUUGUCGACAUAAUUAUAUUGAAAUAAAUAGCGAUGAAACAGAAUCAAAUAUAUAACGGAAGGCUUUAUACGUGAUUCUACUUGGCAAGAAAGUUGCAAAGUCUUAUUUAAAUACGGAC